GGCAUUGAAACUGAUCUGAUGAACAUCAACACCAAGGCUAAGGUCAGCGGCCAUCUCCCUGAUAAUGGUGGUCUUGAGAAAUCUCUUGGUGGCGCAGAAAUCAUUGUCGUGACUGCUGGUAUCACCCGCAAGCCCGGUAUGACGAGAGGUGGAGGACAACGCUGUGAUAUGCCAAUUUUCCCCCAGACUAACGCCAGCAUCAUCCGUGACAUCUCCGAAGUUGCUGCGACUUGCCCUAAUGCGACCUCUUGCGUGGUGACCAAUCCCGUUAACUCGACCAUCCCCGUUGCGGCCGAGGCUAUGAAGAAGGCUGGUGUAUUAGACCCCACGUGGUGUUAUGAGCCUCGACGUUGUGCGUGCCUCUACAUGCGUUGCGCAAGCUCUCGGUGGGAGUUGGUCCCGGUUAUUGGCGGCCACAGCAGAGCCACCAUUCUCUCUCUAUAUAGCCAAGCUCAGCAUACUGUCAAGACUGAAUUGGGAGAAACCGGGGCCAUCAAAAAGUGUUCCCUAUUGGUGACUAGUCAGAAAAUGAGACGAAACUGCUUGAGGUUGAUCUAAGUGACCUUAAGACGAACAUUGCCAGUGGCGUUUCUUUUAUAUCCGCCUGAAUUACAUUGAGAACGCAGAUAGAAUUAUAUAGCACGCGCAGUCAACAUGUUGAGCAGGAGUCAAGUGACUACCUUCCUCUUUCGGCCUGCUCAUGUUCUGUAGCUGGUUUCCCAUACAGAUAGCCUCUCUCUCUCCGACUGCGCUCACUGACAGCUAUCUCUUCGUUUUCACGACACCAUACACUUGAGCUGUGUUCUCUAUCCUGGCAUACGAUGACCAGCACAUCAUAAUUGUUUUCUCUUUUUUUUUGUCAACUGAACUUCGAUUAUGGGUAUAU
Messenger RNA from Paecilomyces variotii, 886 nucleotides. RefSeq lists its product as hypothetical. The record is from RefSeq and is a predicted model, not a curated record. Gene Ontology annotation, molecular function: L-malate dehydrogenase (NAD+) activity. Gene Ontology annotation, cellular component: cytoplasm. The transcript is spliced from 2 exons. Bases 19 to 558 code for a protein of 179 amino acids. Lineage: Eukaryota; Fungi; Ascomycota; Eurotiomycetes; Eurotiales; Thermoascaceae.